UAUUCUAGCAUAUAUAUGACAUAGUUCUUUGUGAUGUUUACUUAGUAACUGCUAUAACUAAUCAAUAGUAUAAUCAAUAAUCAAAAUCACAAUUGUUGCACAGCUUCAUUGUGCUACUCGUGGAGUCGAAGUCUGGACGAUCGACCGAAUUGCGGGGAAACUCCAUUUCGCUAACAAAGAGCCAUCAGCUUCCAACUCAUCACCACGUCUUUCUCCCCACUCACACAAUGCCUCUUGCUCACAGACAGCCCCUCGGUGCAUCAUGGAGGUUCCCAAAGCACGGGGGACGGGCAGAUCAGGCCCGCGACGACGAACAGGCUGUUUGACCUGUAGGGCGCGGAAGGUUCGGUGUGACGAGGAAAAGCCCAACUGUGCCAACUGCAUCCGGCUUCGACUCCGGUGUGUCUACAAGACGAUUGUCCCGGGUAUCGCGCCUCGCCAGCGAAGUGAGCGAUCCUCCGUCUCGGUAGACUCGGCAACGACCACUCCGUUCCCCCCAUCCCAUCCAGAUGAGAAUUUCUUCAAUACAGUCCUCCGAGCUGAUGCCCAGCGUCAGCGCCAGCAGCAGCAAAAUAAUGUGACGAAUUCGCUACGACCGAUGAACGGUGAACCGGCUUCCUACGGACCGGAAUUUCAAGGACCAUUCGAUAUGCUUGGGUUUAUCGGGGAGAUCACAUCAGAGCUACAACAGAAACACCUCGAUUUGACAAACGGGGUAUCGGAUUUAAGAAAUCCAACGCCACCAGCGGUUACUAUAGCCCAUGGCCAUGGGCCAGCAUUCAAUAAUCAACGCCAGCAGGCGUUAGGACCCGAAAGAUCACCACUGCAAAACGGACUUUCCGCCAUAGCCGGCAGUGACCAUCAUUCAGAAAGAUUCGACUCGGAACCCCCAGUCAGCAGUCCAUGGCCGGAACCACGGGCAACGUAUGAGGAACAAUUGGUCAUGCAUUUUCUGGACAUCGAGUCACCGCCAACGAUCUUUGGGCCGGUGAAUAUGGAGUGGAAGUAUGUGCGGCCGGAGAUUGUGGCAAAUUCUCGUGGCUUUGACUCGUUGCUAAGCGCUAUCUAUUGUUACGCGGAUAUCCACAAGGCAAUGAUGGAGGGGGAGCGGUGGAAGUUGGCACCAAUGUAUCAUCGAUUGGCCAGCUCAAAGAUCCAGUCGUGUAUAUCAGGAGAUGUGGAUGAUUUUACAUUGAAGAGGGUGUUUGCUACUGUAUUUCUACUCAUGCUAUCGGAGCUAUUAACCUCCUUGGAGUUGUGCCGCCCCGGAACGUCAUUGCUCCACUCGGCAUACCUCCUGCUACAACGUUUCCACAGCCAAACAAAGUCCUGGGUCGGCUUCGGCUAUCUGAUGGUCUCGUGGAUCUCAUUACUAGACGUCAAAUCGCUGAUUGCAGGACGCGACGGCGACCCGCUGAUCGAACUGGGCCACCUCAGUGACCCCAUGACAGAAGGCAACGGACAGCGAUUCGACAGACUCCCAAGUGGCUAUGCAGGAUGUAAAGAAGAGGAAGUCGACGACCUUUUCGCUAAACCAGGAUACCUCGUCUACGAGGCGAUUGUCGGACCGGCGUUUCGAUUCUUCACCAAAGCACAACAGGUAAUCCGACGCAUCGUCUGUCUGGAUCUCCACCAUCGCAGCCGUGGCACUUUGAGCGAUGAGUUUGAAGUCCUUCAAAUUGCGCACAAAGUGGGUGCAGAUCUUGAAACACUCUGGAAUUGUCGUCCCCGCGUGUUGGAUGUCUACGACCGGCCGGAGGAACUAUUUGACACAUUAAGCCAGCCCGUGGCGCUAGAAGUAUGUCGCACAUUCCGACAAUACGUCGCCAACUUCCUCGCCAACUUUGUCUAUCUGCACCGAGUUGCUUUUGCCAUUUAUCCACGAACAGAUCGGGUCAACGGGGCCGUGGACCAGAUCAUUCAGCUGGCCACGGUAGAGUCUGCAGGCACGAAGCAUCUGCCAGUGAGUUUCUUCUGGCCACUCUUCGUGGCGGGGCUGGAAGGCUCGCUGGAUCAACGGCUGUGGAUCGUGCAGGAAAUGCAGCAGAUGGCAUCGUGGACGGGGGAGACGACAUGGCGGCAUCCCAGCGCUGGAAAAGCGUUGCUGUUGCUGGAGGAGAUGACGCGGCGGCAAGAUGCGUCUCGGACGUGGGCUGAUUCGAGGUUCGUGAGACAAGAGCUCUUUGCUGAUUUUUUCGUCAUGAUUUGAUUGACACUGUAUAUGCUAUGACCUGACCUAUUCAUGAUGAGUCUGUUGAUGUACUGUACCAGCUAUAUACCAUUUUUGCACAUAUGAUAGAUUGAAAUAUAUAU
Aspergillus wentii DTO 134E9 is the source of this 2313-nucleotide messenger RNA. Its product is annotated as Zn(II)2Cys6 transcription factor. Lineage: Eukaryota; Fungi; Ascomycota; Eurotiomycetes; Eurotiales; Aspergillaceae. Gene Ontology annotation, molecular function: DNA-binding transcription factor activity, RNA polymerase II-specific; zinc ion binding. The transcript is spliced from 3 exons. The coding region runs from base 263 to 2209 and encodes 648 amino acids. The record is from RefSeq and is a predicted model, not a curated record. Gene Ontology annotation, biological process: regulation of DNA-templated transcription.